This is a messenger RNA of Uloborus diversus, 6086 nucleotides long. RefSeq lists its product as uncharacterized. NCBI's taxonomy places the organism in Eukaryota, Metazoa, Arthropoda, Arachnida, Araneae, Uloboridae. Bases 60 to 2012 code for a protein of 650 amino acids. Gene Ontology annotation, biological process: sterol biosynthetic process. The record is from RefSeq and is a predicted model, not a curated record. Gene Ontology annotation, molecular function: oxidoreductase activity, acting on the CH-CH group of donors, NAD or NADP as acceptor. The transcript has 12 exons. Gene Ontology annotation, cellular component: endoplasmic reticulum membrane; nuclear inner membrane.
AGCGACGCUAUUAGCGUCUAGAGUUCGUUGAUGUCGUGCAGUCUAGCCCCCAAAUAAGCAUGGCAUCCAGAUCACGAAGUGAUGCAGCGUUCAAGAAAGGAGACAGAGUAGAGGCUCGAUGGUCUGGAAGCAAUAAGUUUUAUGAAGCCAAAAUUUUGGAAUCCACAUCGAGAUCAUACAAAGUUCAGUUUGAUGAUGGUUCAAUAUCAUCUGUGAAGAUGGCUGAUGUCAAAAAGCUCAAGGAGAAAAGUGAGCCUAAACAGGAGAAACCAAAACGACAAGCAUCUAAGUCAAAAUCUAGGAGCAGAAGUAGAACACGAGCCGGGCCUUCGAGGUCUCGCUCGCGCUCACCUGCAAGGAAAGAGAAAAAGGCUCCGAAAGCUAAAGCCAACAAAAGGUCUUCUACAGAGGAGAAAAAAAGCCCAACUACAAAUAAUGUGGAUGAAACAGAUAGUCCCGUCAAAAGCAUUUUAACUAGAAAUAAGAUUGGAGUAAAGGAGGAAACAAAGAAGGAAACCGUUUCUGCAACACAGACAACUAACAGCUUUUUAUCUAAAGAAUUUUAUAUAAGCUUGGACAAGCCAAAUAUGAGUUCUGCCCAAUUGAGAACAUCAACACGACUAGCCAAUUUUAAAUUUGCUCAGUCAACUCCAGAUAAAGACACAAAAAGUGAAAAAGUGAAUGCUGUUAAGAAAGUGGAGGGAAAAUAUUCCGAUGAAGAAUCUAGUGAUGAAGAAGUUGAAGUUAUUAAAAAACCACCCAGCACUCCCUUAAGUUUGCAAAUUCUAUAUUUCAUGUUAACAUUGUCCAGAGUCAUCAUACUGCCCUUGGUCAUGCUGUUUUUAAUAUUUACGUGCACAAAAAAACAAUGUACAGUUUUUGAGGUUCCUCAGUUCUACUCAGGAUGGCGAAGCUUUGGAAACAGCAUAAAAUACCCCAUUGCUUCAGUCCUUGCAUUUCAUGUAGUUUUGUGCAUUUUGUCUUUUAUUCCGGCUGGAAAGAAACAAUCUGGGUUUCCAACAGAACCAAGCAAAUCUAUUAAACACUACUGUUUGAAUGGUUUGUUUUGUUUGGUGAUUGCUAUCAUAGCAUUUUCAGCUGCAUCAUAUUUUGGUGUCUAUUCGAAUUGGGGAUAUGAUAAGUUUAAAAGUAUUUCAUUAAGCUCCCUCAUUUACUGUGUAAGCUGUGCAUUGAUCAUUCAUAUUGUAUCACUUAUCAAAGGAAAUGGAGAUAAGUAUAGUAAAAUACCAUUGAUUGGAAAUUUUUAUGAUGGUGUUUACGUCAAUCCAUUUUUGUUCGGAAAAAUUGAUGUCAAGACCUCAUUUAUUCGAGCUGGACUGAUUGGAUCUGUUUUGAUGAAUUCAAGCAUUGUGCUAAAAUACUUUUUGAUGAAAGGAACUGUUACAAUUCCCAUGGCCUCAACUGUUUUGAUGCAGUUAAUAUUUGUUUUGGAUUUCUUCAUUAAAGAAGAAACAAUGUUGAGUUCUGCUACUUACACGCUGGACACUGUGGGCUACAGCUUUAUUUUAACUACAGGAUUUCUCAUUCCAUUUGGAUUAGUUUUGGACACCGUAUACCUCUUUAACUUCGAAAACAAAGCAAGUGCAGUACCUCACUACUGUUCUGCGUUGGUUGCUGUUUUGUUCUUUUUUGGAUAUUUUCUCUACCGGUCCUCCAAUAACAUCAAACAUGCUUUCAGAAGAAAUCCAUUUGGUCCCUCAGCUUCAGGAUUGGAAUCUAUUCCAACAAGUAAAAAGAUGAGACUGAUAACAUCAGGACUGUGGGGCAAAAUGCGACACCCUAAUUAUGUUGGAUUGUUUAUCAUGGCAACUUCAUGGACACUUCCCUGUGGAUUUUCACAUCUGGUUCCAUACGUACCGUUGAUCAUGCUGCUUGUCGCACUCAUUCUGAGAUGUUUCCGUAUUGAGCAUGAAUGCAAAGAAAAAUAUGGUCCUGCAUGGACGAAGUACACCGAGUUGGUUCGCAAACGCUUCAUACCAUACGUGUUUUAAACUGUAUUCAUAGAUUGUAUCUAUUUCACAUGCCAUGAUCAUUAAGCACUUCAUUGAAAAAUAAUCAUACACUUCACAAAAAUUUUAACAAUGAUUUAUGAAUGUUGUGUUGGUGAUGUUGAAUACUGGUGAAUGUUAUACAUUUAUUUUUAAUGCAUCUAAAAUUUUUCUGUUAGUCAUUCAUAUUGUUUACACAACUAGUAAUUUUUACAAGUGUAUCAUUGUUGCAAUAUUGGCUCUAACAGAAUUUUUGGAACUUUCAUUUGAAGUCUUUGCGAGACACAGUUUUGGUGAGAUAUGGUCAGUCCUGUGGUCAUUCAAUACAUAUUGCUGCAGUAGAUAAAAAAAAGUUUUUUUUUCCAAAAAAAAAUGUAAAAAAUUUGGCAUUUGUUUUUUAUGUAUCAGAAUUGGUUUGCGACUUGUUCUGAUAUUCAUUGCAUAUUUUCGUUAUCAAAUGCAUUAUUUUAUCUUACAGUAAGAUAACUUUAGUCUUUUGAUUUGUACAUGUUUCAUAUAUAUUAUUCAUUUAUGGAAUAAUCUUAUCUAACAUUUAAAUCAUUGUUGAGUCAUUAAAUGUAAGAUUCAUGUCUUUUUUACUAUGUGACUUUUCUACAGAAUCGAAGUUCAUCUUAACUGUUAAGUUUUGUUGAAUUUCUUUAGAGCAUGAUUUUUUUUUUCGGGAGUUUUAUUUUUUGUUUUCUUCUUUUUUAAAAAUGAAGCUUUUAUGGAAAAUUUUGAGGUAUUUAGAUACAAGACUUGGUUUUACUUCUGUGUAGGUUACACAGGAAUAGCAUAAGUAAAACUGCAAUCUUUGCUUAGUUUGUAGGCAUGUUAAAUUCAUGAUUCUUUAUUAAAAUGUUUAUUGCAUAAUUUAUAAUUAAUAUAUUUCUUAGUACUUAGUUUUUUGUUACAAUCUUGUAUUAUUUCUUUAUUUAUGAUGUUGUUUGCCGUGAUACUUUUUAAUUGUGUUUUAAUUUUUUUUGUUUUUAAUGUAAAGUUUUAAAAUGCAUUUUAAACUUGUGUUUUCUUCUACUUUUUUUUUUCAGCAGCAAUGUAAUGUUUGCUAGAAUUUUAAUUCAUUACUGCACAUUUGUUGCAUUUGUCAAAAAUCAUUUUCAGAUUUUAAUGUUUUCAAUUUUCAUCAUAAACGAUGAAAACUCAUUGCAUAUAAAAUUCAUUCAUUUUAAUGAAUUUACAUAUCAGUUUUUUCUUUAGAAGUUUGUCAAAUAUUAAUUAAUACAUGUGUAUAUUACUCAAAAUUGUGCCUUCAACAUUUACAUAAACUAUUUAAUGCUUCAUGCUGCAUGUCCCCUCUCCUGCUUGAUGACUAAAUCGCAUUACAGAUAUUAAAAAAAAAAAAAAAAAAGAAAGAAAAAAAAAAUGAGGUUCAUAGUAACUGAGAAUUUUUAUUCGUUACAUUGCCUGAAUCAGGGUUUUAUGUACUAUUUUCGUACCAUUAUAUUUAAAAACUUAAUUUUAAUUGAAAUGUGUUUUUUUUCUUUUCUUUUUUUGAUGAGAUGGCAGUUAUUUAAUUUUCAAUAGAAAAUACAUUUUUCUACCCCCCUCCCCACAUCUCUUUUUUUAAAUCUUAUGUUCAUUUGUUUUUUAUUUCUUAACAUUCUUAAUGAUUCUUCAUCUAUUUGUAUCUUUUUCUUGUUUAAAACAAUGUAAUAGUUUAUUUUUUGUGAUCCCAUAAGACUUGGUGAUAUUUACUGUUUCUAAAUACCCUUGACAUAAUUGGUGACUUAUACUUUUCAGUUUAUUAAGGUUUGUUGAAUUUACUUUAAAUAUCAACCACCAGUUGUAAAUAAAAUUUUCUUUUGACUUCAUCAUAAAAUGCGCAACAAUCUGUAAAUAACAAAGUUGCUCAAUUCAUAUUUUUAAAAAUUGCAUUUUACUCCUUGUGUUGUUGAGCUUACAUUUAGUGUUUAAAUUGAAAUAAUGUUUAAUAACUCAAUUUUCUAGUAAAAAGAAAUUUCCAUACUUUUGUUUUGAAUUUGGAACAUUUUACUCAUAUGUAUUUCAACAAUAAUUUUUAAAUUUUUCAAGUUUCCUUUUACUUUUAUUUUUAAGCUCAUUAACAGGUUAUAUUAUCAAAUGCGGCAAGACUUUCUUGCACCAAUUACAGACAUAAAUUGAAAGACAUAUAUGUAUAUAUAUAUAUAUGAAUCAGUGGUGUAUAUUUUAUACAUACUAGGGGGCUAUCUGCAAAAAGCCUGGUGGUUUUUUUUUUUCAUUUCAAUUAAAGUUUUUGUCAAGCAAAUGAAUCUUUUAAAAGCAAAAUACAUGUAUACAGCCCAUUUCCACUGUUAGUGCUGAAGUGAAAUGAAUUCAGUCUACCUAUGUUGCUAUAGCAACAUUAGAUGCCUUGGAUAUAUGAGCAGCACAUAGUGGAAACUAAAUUUUAAUUGUUAAAUCUAAAGUAAUCCUUUUUCUCCUUAGUAUGAAAAUAAAAUAAGUGAAAUAAUCUUAAAAAUGAACAAUUCUAAAAGGAUACUUUUUUUCAUGACAGUAAAAAUAAAUAAAAAAAGUUCACUUAGGGAGGGGGGAGUUCUUUAAUGUGGGGGAUACAAAAAGAUAUGGUCAGAUGCUGAGCUGACAACACCUGAAAAGUUGGACUGUCGGCUGCGUUAGCACUGGGACAUUUUAAAUGUUUAAUAUUGUAACAGCUUGUGAAAAAUACAAACCCAGUAAGUCAUCUGCAGGCAUUAAGUUGACUGCUCAUUAAAUCAACUAAAAUUGCUCAUAGUAAAAAUAAUGAAAAAUGAAAAGUUUAUAUUCAAUUAUCAUUUAGGAUGAGUCCUGUGACAGGACAAUGUAGUUACAUAGUUGCUGGCAGAACUCUUACCAUAUAUUCUCACAUGCACUACUGAUACAUAUAUAUAUAUAUAUAUAUACAUGAAAUAAAAUUUUGUCUAUAUGUUGUAAAUACGUAUGUUUAAAUUUACAUUUGAGUAUUUCGAGAAUGUUUCUAAAACUUCGAUGUGAUGGAGUAAAAUUUAUUUAGUGUUAAUUCAUGCUUUUAUAGAAAAGCAUCAAUGUAUGUUUAUGUAUUUGAUUAACUCUUUUUCCUAGUGUAUGGAUUGUUUUAUAUAACUUUUAGGAUUGUGUGAACAUAAAAUGUUUCAAAAUUUGUGAGAAAAUUUAUUUGAAAUAAUUAUUUAAAAGAAUUUCUCUGUUAAUACCUUUUUUCAGUCAUUGUAUCAAUUUGCCAAGUUAUUAAAUCACAAAACAUUUAUAAAUAUUUGAACAUAUUCUUAAUUAAAAAAAAAAAGUUUUUGCAUCGUUUUCUUUAUGUCCGCACAUCAUUGUAAGUAUUCAAAUCAUAUUCUAUAAUUAUUUGUGUCCAAAUCUGUAUAGCAUCAUCACUCAGCUAAGAGAAGUAUAUUUUUUACUAUGUAUAUCUAAGUGAUAUUGGUGCAAUUUUUAUUUUUCUUUAAAUGAGAAACUGGCUAAAUGGGUAAAAUUUUAAAGUUUGGGUCAGAUUUACAACAUUUCUCAUUUUAACUAUGCCACAUAUGUUUCUCCCCCCCCCCUCAAAAAAUUACUUUUUCAAGUCAUGAGCUAUAGCCAUUAAGUUUGGUACUGUUCUGCUGAAGUAAUCUAUGUUUUCAAAAGUAUUUAACUAUCCUAGAAUAUGAAUUAUAUUUCUUUUUCUGCAGUUUUCCCAUUUAGCUGUUUCUUUAAAUAAUAUUUAAAAAUGUAUUUUUGUUGAUUAGUAACAUAAUAAUUUAAAAUUUGCUUAAUGUAAUUGAACAAAAGCUUGGCAAAAUGUAGAUAAUCAAUUUUAAUUCAAUAAAAAAUUUCUUUACAAAUCAGUGCAGUAAUUAAUCAUUCUUGAACUUUUAUUAUGCUUAACCCAUUUACUGCAUAGUUGUCAAAAAUUGCUAAUUUUGAGCAAAUAGUUUUUAAGCAUAUGUGUCCAUUACUUUUCUGUAUAUAUUAAAACGGUGAUUCCAAGAUCUUUGAAAAUAGGUCUCUUGCAUGCUACAAUUAUUAAACAUAGAAUCGGUUUAGUUUUGCUUCUGUUUCAUUUAGAUUUAUGAUUCAUUACACUAGUUUGCAUAAGUUAAC